Molecule: messenger RNA, 3197 nt
Organism: Amorphotheca resinae ATCC 22711
Lineage: Eukaryota; Fungi; Ascomycota; Leotiomycetes; Helotiales; Amorphothecaceae
Exons: 3
Coding region: 216-3125 (969 amino acids)
Biological process (GO): autophagosome organization; protein autophosphorylation; peptidyl-serine phosphorylation
Cellular component (GO): cytoplasm; autophagosome
Molecular function (GO): protein serine/threonine kinase activity; ATP binding
Source: RefSeq, a predicted model, not a curated record
CCAUUCAUCGCGAGCCUUGCUUGCUUGACGCCGCUUAGCACAACGCGACGAUCCUCUCCACCGGCCGGCUCUCCGAGUUCCCUCCCUUCCCACCAUCUGCCACGCACAGUGUACAUGCAGAACCAACUCACGCCAAGCUUGUAUCCUCAUCUUGCCUGGUGAUACUCCAAGGAGGACCUCGAGCUUGACCCGCCAGUGCCCGAAAACCCGCAAGCAUGGCGGCACCACCGCCCCCGUCCUCGUCAUCUUCCAGGCGGUCGAGGGCGGGUGACAAGGCUGUUGGUUCAUUCAGUAUUGAGGACGAGAUAGGCAAAGGAAGCUUUGCUACCGUCUACAGAGGUACUCAUAAGGCCACCGGAGCUCUUGUAGCAAUCAAAUCGGUAAAUCUAUCGAAGCUCAACAAGAAGCUGAAGGACAACCUCUACUGCGAAAUCGAGAUUCUCAAAGGGCUUCAUCAUCCUCAUAUCGUUGCCUUGAUCGACUGCCGAGAAUCGUCAACGCAUAUACAUUUGGUCAUGGAAUACUGUGAGCUUGGGGAUCUGUCCUAUUUUAUCAAGAAGAGAGAGAAGCUGGCCGAUAAUCCUGCGUUGAGAGAUAUGGUCAGGAAAUAUCCCAUGCCAGCUCAUGCUGGUCUGAACGAAGUCGUCGUUCGCCAUUUUCUCAAGCAACUGGCAAGCGCGAUGGAAUUCCUAAGAGAUCGGAAUUUCAUACAUCGGGACAUCAAGCCACAGAACAUGCUUCUACUUCCGUCGCCUCAAUACUUGGCACAGUCAAAGGAUCUCCCCCUGGUCAUGAGUGCGAGUAAAGAAGCCUUGAUCCCGAUGGUCGGUCUUACUUCGUUGCCAAUGUUGAAGAUAGCCGAUUUUGGAUUCGCUCGAUCGUUGCCCUCGACGUCGUUGGCCGAGACACUCUGCGGCUCUCCUCUUUAUAUGGCUCCCGAGAUACUCAGGUACGAGAAGUACGACGCUAAAGCCGAUCUGUGGUCCGUGGGUACAGUGCUGUUCGAGAUGGUGGUUGGAAGACCCCCCUUUCGUGCAACGAAUCAUGUUGAAUUACUCCGCAAAAUCGAGCAGAGUGAGGACCAAAUCAAAUUCCCAAAGGAGGUAGUCAUCAGCCCAGGCAUCAAAGAGUUGAUCAAGAGUCUAUUGAAACGAACGCCGGUGGAACGUAUACCGUUCGAGGAUUUCUUCCGACACGCAUGUGUGGUUGAUCCAAUCCCGGGGCUGGUCGGCGAUGAUAGACCUCGAGAAGUCAAACCAGCGAGAUCGGAAGAUAUACCGAUAUCACGACAACUUUCGACUAGUCGUAAGCAGGCUUCUGCGAGCGAACGAGAUGCAAGACCUACUGCUGGGCGAACGCAUUCCUCCUCUCCUCGUGAUCGACCAGCGCCGCCAUCUCCGAGAACUCAAAUAGCAGACCCGACACGGCAGCUUGCGGGAACCCCUCCUCGUCCUUUACCUCAAGCUCGCCCAAGCUCACGUGAGCAAAAACGACCACCCAUGGCGCCUUCAAAUACGGCUUCCAAUGCAGAAGGCACACAAAGCGGUCGUCCACCAGCCCGUACUUUCAACCCUGUUUCGAGAACAGACCAACGCCAAAUACCUUCGAGGCAAUCUUCAGUUGAUGAGGGUCCAAAGCCAAAGCAGCCCGCUGCAGAUUUGCGGACAAAGGAAACAAUCGCAGAAGCUGAGCAGGCUGUUCGUGACGCACGAGAGUACGUCUUGGUGGAGAAACGAGCAGUUGAGGUCAAUGCGUUUGCAGAUGAAAUGGCGGCGAACCCUAGACUGUCAGGGGCACAGCAGCAGAUUUCGCCUCGAUCAGGGCCAGUAGUAACUCGACGGAAUACAACACAGGGUUCCCCUUCUUCAAUUACAGGUGCAGUACCUGCUUCACCGUCACGUGUAGUGCAGAUCGCUCGUGGAGUACGACCAGAUCAGACGACACAGCGCCAGGCCCCACUCGGAAAGCUUGGCAGCAGUCCGUCAACUACUUCGGCCAUUGCAAAGGCUCUCCAUGGCGCUAGUGUUAGAGUCUUCGGCGUUGGGUGGUCCCCCCAUCUAAUUGGUAAAGGGGUGUCCCCUCCUCAGCUUUACGGUCCCUUCCCGACUUAUCCCACUCCUCACGGCGCUAUCGGCCUGAUCGGAGAUGGAAGACCCAGUGCACCGAUUGACGAGGAUCAGAGGACCGUUAACAUCAUUGAGGAGUCUGCCACCAGGAGCGACGUGGUGUAUGGAUUUGCUGAGGUCAAAUAUAAGCAACUCAUCCCCUUAGCACCCUCUAUGGACCACGGUCUAGGCGGGCCCGCCCAAGAUAGGCCAGGAGAUGAUGAUGAGGGUCUCACAACAGAGGCUGUAGUUGCUCUAUCCGAAGAGGCUCUCGUUCUAUACGUCAAGGCGCUGUCACUUCUUGCCAAGUCGAUGGACAUAGCUGGGGCAUGGUGGUCUCGGAAGACUUCGGGCGAUGCGCCGAGAUGUGACACAGCUACCAGCAUUGCAGCUGGCAAUCGUAUCAAUAGCGCAGUCCAGUGGGUUCGCAGCCGCUUCAAUGAAGUCCUUGAGAAGGCGGAAAUCGUUCGACUGAAACUCAUCGAGGCUCAAAAACGAUUGCCCGAAGAUCACCCAGGGCAUCCAAGCAAUAACACGAGCGCGUCACGAGUUGCCGGAGCUUCUUCUACGGACGGAGUUAUCUUGAACUCGGGCAUUACUGCUGAGAAGUUGAUGUAUGAUCGGGCAUUGGAGAUGAGUCGUUCUGCAGCCAUCAACGAGAUAGCAAAUGAGGACCUUCCUGGUUGUGAGAUCUCGUACGUCACUGCUAUUAGAAUGCUGGAAGCCGUGCUCGAGAGCGACGAUGAGGCUCCUCCUCAGCGGAGGCGCUCCUCAAGCCUGAGAGAAGACAAGGAGAGUAAGGUUGAGGGUGACGGUACAGUAAAUGGCAUCAACCUGGAUGAUAGACAGGCUGUGUUGAAAGUCGUAUCCAUGAUCCGCACUCGUCUCACAACCCUGAGAAAGAAGAUGGCCAUAAUCGCCAAACACCAAUCCUUACCUCAGCCGCCGUCCCCUCGUCAUUCUGGUAUCACUCAUAGUGGCAGCACGACACCAACUAUUGCGAAUACGCCGCCGCAUUGAGGACUUGGCGUUGUUGAUCGUGCUUACCAAAACUACACCUAAAAGAGCAUGCUCUUUUUCCGCUGCUGCAGA